Molecule: messenger RNA, 1304 nt
Organism: Pantherophis guttatus
Lineage: Eukaryota; Metazoa; Chordata; Lepidosauria; Squamata; Colubridae
Gene: TIPIN
Product: TIMELESS interacting protein
Biological process (GO): replication fork processing; DNA replication checkpoint signaling; DNA damage response
Cellular component (GO): nucleus; replication fork protection complex
Molecular function (GO): DNA binding
Source: RefSeq, a predicted model, not a curated record
GCCCGUUUGGGGAAGGGAAGCGCCGGUUGUCCCGGUCAGUAAAUGGAUGGGAGGCCACCAGGAGAUCCAACUCCAGGGCUGACCAAGAAAUGGUUUUAAGCAUCCUUGAGGCAACAUGAUAGAUCCUGUUGAAAACAAUUUAUUUGAUCUUCCUGAUUAUGAACACACACAAGAUGAGACCUUUCAGCCCCUCCUACCCCCAGACUCUCCAGGGGGGGCAGCUGAAGAUGCCUUACUCAAUGGAGAUCCAGAGGGAAAUCAGUUGACACAAAGCAAGGAUUCUUCUGCGACCACAAGAAGAGCCGUUAAAAGAACAAUACCUAAAUUAGAUGCUCAAAGAUUAACUUCAGAGCGAGGACUUCCAGCUUUGUGCAAUUUGUUCGACAACGUAAAAUUCAAAGGUAAAGGUCAUGAGGAAGCCGAUCUGAAGACGCUUAUAAGGCACAUGGAACAUUGGGCCCACCGCCUCUUCCCUCAAUUUCAGUUUGAAAAUGUUGUGGAGAGAAUAGAGAGCUUGGGAAAUAAAAAACCUGUCCAGACGUGCUUAAAGAAAAUUCGACUUGAUCUCCCUCUUUCGAACGAAGACUUCAGAAGUCAUGAAGGUGAAGAUGAGAACAACAGACUAAGCCCAGCCGCCGAGGAACCAGUUUUCCUUCCCGAAACGCAGAAUACCCCAAAAGAAUCUGGUUCUCCAUCUUUAAGCCCUGCCCUGACCGAGGAGCAACAGCAGAGAAUAGAAAUGAACAGACGGAGAGCCCUUGAGAGAAGACAAGCCAAAACCCAGCUCAGUCAAUCUCAGAGCGAUGAGUUGCCUAUAAAUGAAGAAUGCAGCACCAUUACAACUCAGGAGAAGGACGAUGUCUGCAUAGACAAAGCUGGUGUCCCUUUUCAAGCUACCGAGGACACGCAAAGUAGUGCAGACCAAGUGACUUUUUAGUUGUGUGGUAUAGGAAUAGUGUAGUUUUUGUUUUUACUGCAACUUUAGAUGCCGGGGCUGGUUAAUUUGGCAGCUGCUAUAAUUUUCAGUGUUUUCUGUUAUGCCAACAUUUUAAAGAAGUGUUUUCAUUUCAGCGGAAGAACAUUUUAAGCUUUAAAGCAACAUUUGUACAGGAAACGUUAAUGAAAACUAUACAUAAAAGUCAAAUGAUGCUAUAUUUCUACAAUUUAAAUCUUUUAUAACUUUCCCAUUGUGAAAUAUUUGUAAUUGCCCAUAUUUUAUAAUAGAAAUGAAAAUAAUAAAUCUUGGAAACCAGAAGUAAUAUAUAAGCUUCAAACUGAAAAAAAUAUAUAUACUAAUGCUGUAA